UUCUUUCUGUUAGCAGUUCUUGACAGUGUGGUCUCUUGGAAGACAAGCAAGGUGUACUUGACAGUUGUCUCUGGACAUAGGAGAGCUCCACUCCUGGAUGACACAGCCCUAAACUCUCUUGAUAGAGCCCAAGCAGCCAAGAACAAAGGCAACAAAUACUUUAAAGCAGGGAAAUAUGAACAAGCUAUUCAUUGCUAUACAGAGGCGAUCAGUCUGUGCCCUACAGAGAAGACUGUUGACCUUUCCACAUUUUAUCAAAACAGAGCCGCUGCCUUUGAACAGUUGCAAAAAUGGAAAGAGGUGGCACAAGAUUGUACAAAGGCUGUUGAACUUAAUCCCAAAUAUGUGAAAGCUCUCUUUAGACGUGCAAAAGCCCACGAGAAGCUAGACAAUAAGAAGGAAUGUUUAGAAGACGUCACUGCUGUGUGUAUAUUAGAAGGGUUCCAAAAUCAACAAAGCAUGCUGUUAGCUGAUAAAGUUCUUAAACUUCUUGGAAAAGAAAAAGCCAAAGAAAAAUACAAGAAUCGUGAACCUCUGAUGCCAUCUCCACAGUUUAUCAAAUCUUACUUCAGUUCUUUCACGGAUGAUAUAAUUUCUCAGCCCAUGCUUAAAGGAGAGAAGUCUGAUGAAGAUAAAGACAAGGAAGGGGAGGUUUUAGAAGUGAAAGAAAAUUCUGGAUAUUUAAAAGCCAAACAAUACAUGGAAGAAGAAAACUAUGACAAAAUCAUAAGUGAAUGCUCAAAAGAAAUAGAUGCUCAAGGCAAAUACAUGGCAGAAGCAUUAUUACUACGAGCUACCUUCUACCUGCUUAUUGGCAAUGCCAACGCAGCUAAACCAGAUUUAGACAAGGUCAUCAGUUUGAAAGAAGCUAAUGUGAAGCUUCGAGCAAAUGCUCUCAUCAAAAGAGGCAGCAUGUACAUGCAACAGCAGCAGCCUUUGUUAUCCACUCAGGAUUUUAACAUGGCUGCUGACAUUGAUCCUCAGAAUGCAGAUGUUUAUCAUCACCGAGGACAGCUGAAAAUACUGCUUGAUCAAGUUGAAGAAGCAGUGGCAGAUUUUGAUGAAUGUAUUAGAUUAAGACCUGAGUCUGCUCUGGCACAAGCGCAGAAAUGCUUUGCAUUGUAUCGCCAGGCAUAUACAGGAAACAAUUCUUCACAAAUCCAAGCAGCUAUGAAAGGGUUUGAAGAGGUCAUAAAGAAAUUUCCCAGGUGUGCUGAAGGCUAUGCACUAUAUGCCCAGGCAUUAACAGAUCAACAACAGUUUGGUAAAGCUGAUGAAAUGUAUGAUAAAUGUAUUGAUUUGGAACCAGAUAAUGCCACAACAUAUGUUCAUAAAGGUUUACUUCAACUUCAGUGGAAGCAAGACCUGGAUAGAGGUUUGGAGCUUAUCAGCAAAGCUAUUGAAAUUGACAGUAAAUGUGAUUUUGCCUAUGAAACCAUGGGAACUAUUGAAGUACAAAGAGGAAACAUGGAGAAAGCCAUUGACAUGUUCAACAAAGCUAUUAACCUGGCCAAAUCGGAAAUGGAGAUGGCUCAUCUCUACUCACUCUGUGAUGCAGCCCAUGCCCAGACAGAAGUUGCAAAGAAAUAUGGAUUAAAGCCACCAACAUUAUAAAAUAGGGGAAGGGAACAUGACUCUCUUUUUAGAAGAAGUUUACCCCCUCUGCAACUGAACCCUAAAGACACUGUCAUGAACUGUGUUGGAUGAUGGAACUUGGUAUUUCCUGUUUGUGCUGCUGUCAUUCGUUACAUCUGUUUCACGUUUAAGUGUUGUGGGAGUGGCUGUUGAAGGAAGUGUGCAGUGUUGCAGCUUUUAUUCCCUGUGCAACAAAAGCUUAAGACCUGUUAAAGGAUUAUUAAAAUGAAGUUGCAAAGAGUACAACUGAUAAUUGGCCAUGCAAAUAAAACUUUUAUUUGUUGAUUUGGUUCUUUUUUUUUUUUUAGGGGGGCGGGGGGAUGGAUGAUUUUGUCUUUGUGUGUGUGUGUGUAUUUGUGUAAUAUAAGUAUUUUUACAGCAUGUUGGUUUUUAAAGUAACAGAGUAAAUGUUGUAAAUAGGUUUCUUUUAGAUUCAAUGAAUCCCUUUGAGUUUUGGGGUUUUUUUGAAGGAAAUAAAGCCUACAUGGGGAUUUUGUUUUUAAGGCAGCAAAACUGGGAGAACCCUUUAAAGUACUGUCAGCAUGCACAAGGCCUCUAAUUCUGCAGAACCUUUGACUCAGUGGCAACUGUUCAGCCUUUUUACCCCUUCAACUCUGAUGGAUAAUGUACAUUGUUCUUCAAGUCCACAACAGCUGGUUUUCAUUGUAAAUUAUGCAGAAGCAAAUAUUAUGAUUGAUGUAUGUGCUGGAAGACUGAGUUAAUGGAGGAAUGGACCAGGUAAGAGGUAAGGUGAAAUGAAAGUGUGUUUUUAAUUGCCCAUGACUAUUUUCUGUAAUAAGUACUAUUAAAUAGUGUCUUUUUAAAA
Messenger RNA from Myotis brandtii (Brandt's bat), 2461 nucleotides. RefSeq names its product translocase of outer mitochondrial membrane 70 homolog A (S. cerevisiae) (gene TOMM70). The record is from RefSeq and is a predicted model, not a curated record. Gene Ontology annotation, molecular function: protein binding. Lineage: Eukaryota; Metazoa; Chordata; Mammalia; Chiroptera; Vespertilionidae. The transcript is spliced from 12 exons. The annotation marks the transcript as partial.